CGGGGGGGGCGGCGGGCGCGGCAUGGCGGGCGCGGGGCGGCGGUGAGGCGGGCGCGCGGCGCGGCGGGGCGGGCGCCAUGUCGCCGGUCUGGUCGGUGGGCGCGGGGCUCCUGCUGCUGCUGCUCUGGGUGCGGCACCGCGGGCUGGAGGCCGUGCUGGUGCACCACCGCUGGGUCUUCGUCUGCCUCUUCCUCCUGCCGCUCUCCAUCCUCUUCGACGUCUACUACCAGCUGCGCGCCCGGGCCGUCCGGCUCCUGCACAGCGCCCCGCGGCAGCACGGCCAGCGCGUCCGGCACAUCCAGGCGCAGGUUCGGCAAUGGAAAAAGGAAGGCAGCAAAAGAUACAUGUGCACUGGCCGUCCUGGCUGGCUGACUGUAUCACUUCGUGUUGGGAAGUAUAAGAAGAUUCAUAAGAACAUCAUGAUCAACCUCAUGGAUGUCCUGGAAGUAGACAGUGAAAGACAGGUGGUUCGUGUGGAACCUUUGGUUACCAUGGGCCAGUUGACUGCACACCUGAAUCCCAUGGGCUGGACUAUUCCUGUGGUACCAGAGCUUGAUGAUCUCACUGUAGGUGGCCUGAUCAUGGGAACUGGCAUUGAGUCUUCAUCCCACAUCUAUGGGCUUUUCCAACACACCUGCGUGGCCUAUGAACUUGUUCUUGCUGAUGGAAGCCUUGUGAGAUGUUCACCAACUGAAAAUUCAGACCUAUUUUAUGCAGUGCCUUGGUCUUGUGGUACUCUGGGUUUCCUGGUUGCAGCAGAAAUAAAAAUGAUUCCUGCCAAGAAAUAUGUCAGAAUAUAUUAUGAGCCUGUGAGAGGACUGCAGAAGAUUUGUGAAAAGUUUACUGAAGAAUCUAAGAAAAAAGAGAAUAGCUUUGUGGAAGGACUUGUGUAUUCUUUGGAAGAAGCAGUCAUCAUGACAGGAGUCUUGACUGAUGAAGCUGAGCAAAGCAAGAUAAACAGAAUUGGCAACUACUACAAGCCGUGGUUCUUUAAGCAUGUGGAGAAGUAUUUGAAAGAUGACAGGACUGGAAUAGAAUACAUUCCCUCAAGACAUUAUUACCACAGACAUACACGCAGUAUCUUCUGGGAGCUCCAAGAUAUCAUUCCUUUCGGCAAUAACCCUGUUUUCCGUUACCUCUUUGGCUGGAUGGUUCCUCCAAAAAUCUCUUUGUUAAAACUCACCCAAGGAGAAGCUAUUCGGAAGCUGUAUGAGCAGCACCAUGUUGUUCAGGACAUGUUGGUGCCAAUGAAGAGCCUUGAAAAAUCUAUCCAGACCUUCCACGUUGACCUUAACGUGUACCCUCUUUGGUUAUGUCCUUUCAUAUUGCCCAAUAAUCCUGGUAUGGUUCAUCCAAAAGGGGAUGAAGCAGAACUCUACGUGGAUAUAGGAGCUUAUGGAGAACCUAAAAGUAAACAAUUUGAAGCCAGGGCUUCGAUGAGGCAAAUGGAAAAGUUUGUAAGAAGUGUGCAUGGUUUCCAGAUGCUGUAUGCAGAUUGCUACAUGACCCGUGAGGAGUUCUGGGAUAUGUUUGAUGGUUCAUUAUACCACAAGCUGAGGGAGCAAAUGAAUUGCAAGGAUGCCUUUCCAGAAGUGUAUGAUAAAAUCUGCAAAGCUGCCAGGCACUGAGCCUGGAUGAUCUAAUGAUCUAAGCAAUCAGGGAAAAAUGAAAUUACCUAUAGCUAGUCAGUAUGUCCUUUUAAAAAAAAAAAAAAAAGAAGCUUUAUUGCUUUCCAAAUAAGCUUAUUCUUGCUGAUGUUUAAAGGUAUGAAUUCCUGCUUUAUGAAUUUAUGUUUAGUAUUUCUUUGUAUGUUUUAAAAACCAUUUUCCAAAUUCAAAGUGAUUGUUUUUAAGAAAUCUUAGUACUAGCCUUUGUAUGUAAUGUUGUGACAUGGGUGAAUCUGCCUGUUUCCAAGCAUAAGAAAAUAAUGGGAAAGGAAGAAGAUACUGGAGUCACACCAGCUGUGUAUUAGAGCUAUAUUUAACAUUACUUUUGGCAAUUGGAAGGAGGGCUUAGGAGUAGGUGCCAAAGUUGAAUGUUUGGUCAAAUUAAUCAUAAUGUUAAAACCAUUUACCUCCAGUGGUAACCCUGUAGGACAGCUUAGUGCUGGUCCCACAGCCUAGUGGUGGUGCAGUGUGGCCCUCUGCUGCUGGGGUGGUCCCCUGCUGAAAUCCACACGGGGCACUUCAACCCCCUGACAGGGGCUUCAGCUUCCCAAGUGAGCCUGGAGGUGGGAAGGAAAUGCUUUUUGCUUGUGCCUAUUGGAUUUGGACUGAUUUUGAUUAUAAAGUGUGAGUGGAUGUAGGUUUUAGGUACUUUUUAAUUGGUUAACAGUGCAUUGGGUUUUGCCCCCAAAUAUCAAAUGUUCUGGCUUCACAGACAGCUGAAGAAAAAAUGCUGCUAGUUCACACAGGCAAUUAUUAAUUUCAGUUUGUACUCAGAGUGGCUCCAUUUAUUUAAAUUUUAUUUUGUUGUUUGGGGAGGAGUGUUGAUCUUUGGUUGUUGGUUAAUUUUAGUGCCUUAUAAGUACUCAGUUGGAGGAGGAUGUGCUUUAUUUCAUACCAUUCUGUCUGGCCAGUAGGAAAAUAAAGUCAAGGCUUUAUUUAUAACGAGGUUUGUUAGAGCUGUGGAUAAGAACUCUUGUUGUGAAUCUUGAUACAGGCUUUGGUUCUGACUUGAGUGCCAUUUUUGCUUUUCAUUUUAGCUGGAUUAGGUUGAUAGGCUUUGUAAAAGGAUUGUUACAGUCACCUGCAGAGGAAACCAACAGCAAGUGCUGUUCAGUUCCCCUUCUGCCACUUGCUGCUGAGAACUGCACUGUCACACUCAAGUGACAAGUGUGGAAAUGUUUUGACCCUGUAGCCAGAAACAUGGUUCCAAAUCAAGCUCAUCUCUUGUCCAAGCUGUACUUUAAAUUGUUAAUUAAAACCUUACUGAGCUUGAGAGAAAGUAAUUUUCUUGGGGCUUGUGACUGGGGGUAACAUGAAGAGCUUUUUGAACAGUUCCCAGUGCGAGGCAAUGUCCUUUUUGUGAGUGCUAAACCAAUGAUUUUAUUUAUUGAUAGAUGGAUAUUUAUGGUCCAGAUGAAACCAAUGAUAAAGCAGUAACAAAAAUAAGUCUGCCCUGUUACUCAGUGAUGCAUGCUGGGCAAAUGGUGUGCAGAUAAGGUACUCCCUAGAGCCCCAUGCAGGGGCAGCCUGUGAGGGGAGACACAGCCAAUGCAGAACACCUGCAGUGCUGCCCGGGCUACAGGGCUGUGUCAGUGAUCCAGGAGUGUCUGCUACACUGUUCCAGGCUUUGGGGAACACCAGAAGGCAAACACGUUCUCAGGGUGUAACCUGCCUUCCUGCCCCUGCCAAGGAAGCAGCACAGGAGCUGUUUCCUUGUUGCUGGCACAAAGCUACAGUUUAGCCCAGUGCUUGUAAAAUUAUCUGCACAGAGCAGGAAGGGGGUUGGUUAGCUUUUAAAGGGCAACGUUGAUACAGCUAGAGGAUAUGCAAAUACUUAGGCUGUGUUUCUCUCACGUAGGCUGUGUUUCUCUCACUUAUGUACUGGUGAUCUUUAGGUAUGCACUGUAUUUGGUUUUUUCGCUCCUUAAUUUAUUGGCAAACCUUGUAUGAUGUGAUUGGGUACUGUAACUGUAUCAGUCACACACAUGCACACACAUAAUUGCUGUUGCUCUUAAUUUUUGGUUGUACGGGCUGUUUAAAAUAAAGAUCUAGCCAGCGUACUGUUCAAA
This is a messenger RNA of Apus apus (common swift), 3736 nucleotides long. It is a transcript of the gene DHCR24, whose product is annotated as 24-dehydrocholesterol reductase. NCBI's taxonomy places the organism in Eukaryota, Metazoa, Chordata, Aves, Apodiformes, Apodidae. Gene Ontology annotation, molecular function: Delta24(24-1) sterol reductase activity; FAD binding. Gene Ontology annotation, cellular component: membrane; cytoplasm. Gene Ontology annotation, biological process: steroid metabolic process. The coding region runs from base 78 to 1628 and encodes 516 amino acids. The transcript is spliced from 9 exons. The record is from RefSeq and is a predicted model, not a curated record.